CGCCUCCAUGGAGGGCUCGUGCAGCGGUCCCCUGCCUUACUACUUCCCAAGCCUCAUUUCAACAUGACUUAAGAAGCAAACCCCGGCUCUUCCAGCCACACGCUCACCGUUUUCGCCAAACAGCCGUCGCAGCAUCCCAGCGGUACCAAUUUACAACUUUUUAAAAAAACAUCCCCCCCCUGCUCCACCGAGACCCCUCCCCUGUACUUUGUUCAUCCUUUCCCGGGAGAUAAAUCAGUUCCGUGGGAAUUAAAGGAGGUUGCUCGGUUUUGUUUACUUCGGGGAUCCGCAUGGAUGUGGAAGCGGUAGAGGGGAUGUCUCUGCCCGGUAUCCGACUCCGGAAUCGGCCGAAGCAAGUGAUGCCGAUCCAGAGGAAGGUCAAAGCGAGACGGAAAAAACGAAAGGAGUUGGUUUUAAUCCAAAUCUGCUUGUUCGGCGGUUUGAUUCUGGUCGUCAAGGGGUUUUCCUACUUCGCGGAAAAUUCAGGUUUCCAUGUCUCCAGCCAAAGCAGCGACGGCCAGGAGAGAUGGGGAGGGAGGAGGCUACUGCAGGAAAUGGACAACAGCAGCCUGGAGGAAAUGGAGAGUGAAGGAUCUAAGAACUGCACUGCUCCAGCUCUGCACGAGUUCCCUACAGACCUGUUCACACACAAAGAGAGAACAGAGGGAGCUGUGGCUCUGCAUGUCCUGUGUACCGUCUACAUGUUUUGUGCCCUGGCUCUCGUCUGCGAUGACUACUUCGUGCCCUCGCUGGAGAAGUUGUGUGAGCGUCUCCAACUCAGUGAGGACGUAGCAGGUGCCACCUUCAUGGCCGCCGGCAGCUCGGCUCCUGAGCUCUUCACAUCCAUCAUAGGGGUGUUCAUCACCAAAGGUGACGUAGGUGUGGGGACCAUCGUGGGCUCAGCUGUCUUCAACAUCCUCUGCAUCAUCGGCGUGUGUGGCUUCUUUGCCGGCCAGGCGGUGAAGCUCUCUCAUUGGGCUCUACUCCGAGAUUCAACUUAUUACACAUUCUCUAUCACGGCCCUCAUUGUGUUCAUCUACGAUGAGGAGGUGUGCUGGUGGGAGUCUCUUAUCCUGAUUCUCAUGUAUUCCAUCUACAUCCUCAUCAUGAAGUUUAACGGCAGGGCGCAUCGCUACUUUGACCGUCGAAAGAAAGGCUCUGUGAAUCUGUCCAACGGGCUGACAGGAAGCACUGACCUGGAGGAUAAUGUCACGUGUGAUGCGACUGCAGUCCUGCUCAAGAAAGCUAACUUCCACUGUAAGCCUUCGGUGCUGAUGGUGGAUGAGCUGCUGUGUGCGUACCCCCACCAGCUGUCUUUCUCUGAGGCCGGCAUGAGGAUCAUGAUCACUAGUCAUUUCUCCCCCAGGACCCGCCUCACCAUGGCGUCUCGCAUGCUUAUCAAUGAGAGACAAAGAGUGAUCAACACCACUGAGACUCGAGUCCACCGCAUCACUAACGGCGACUCUGACUCCGCCACCAGGGCUCAUGGGAGGCGGGGCGUAGAGAACGGGAUGGGCGGAGUGGAGCAGGGUUUGAACGGGAGGUGUAGACUUCAGCGACUGGAGUCUGGGAACGAGACAGAGAAUGAAAAUGAGGACAAUGAGAACAAUGAGAACGGCGAGGAAGGAGAGGGAGAAGAUGACGACAACGGCCCCGUGGUGCCUUUCAAAAUCCCAGCCGGGGCGUGCAACAAGCUGAAGUGGAUUACAAUGUGGCCGCUAUCCCUGCUUCUGUUCUUCACCGUGCCCAACUGUGCCAAGCGGCGCUGGGAGCGAUGGUUCAUGGUCUCCUUCUUCACUGCCACCAUGUGGAUCGCUGGCCUCUCCUACAUCAUGGUCUGGAUGGUGACUGUGAUCGGCUUCACUUUGGGCAUUCCUGACGUUAUCAUGGGCAUCACCUUCCUAGCUGCAGGCACCAGCGUCCCAGACUGCAUGGCCAGUGUUAUAGUCGCACGGCAAGGUCUGGGAGACAUGGCCAUCUCCAACUCCAUAGGCAGUAAUGUGUUUGACAUCCUGGUGGGCCUGGGCCUGCCCUGGGCAGUGCAAACGCUCUGCAUCGACUACGGCUCCACCAUCCAUCUCAACAGCAAAGGACUCAUAUUCUCUGUUGGACUCCUGCUAGCUUCAGUGUUCGUCACAGUGCUUGGUGUCCAUUUGAACAAAUGGACUCUGGACUGGCGACUGGGCUUGGCCUGCAUCAUCUUGUACGCCAUCUUCCUCUGCUUCUCCAUCCUCAUCGAGUUCAACGUCUUCAUCUUCGUCAACCUUCCCAUGUGCCGAGACAUCCACUGACCUCCCUCCUCUUCCUCCUAUCUUCUCCUUCCUCUGGUCCAUGAAGGAAACCUCACCUGGCUUCCAGUUUCUCUGCGCCUUGAAACCAAGUCCUACCUUUUACUUUGUCAGAUAGAAAAAUAGAGCUCUAUAUGAUUUAACUUUGGUGCAAUACACACAAGACAGAAGACAGCGGGAGUUUUUUUGGGACCGGACAGGAGGCGUGAAAAGCAAGUCCCAGCAGCAGAGAUCGCCGUCUCACGAAGCGAAAGGUUGGCUGGAGAGAACUUAACUGUAUUAACACCAACAGUUAGGCUACUGUUGGUGAAGAAGCUGCUACUGUAACUGACUGGAGGAAAGAGAGAGAUCCUGCGCUAACAGCCAUUUUUAGCUGGAUUGUUUGUAACUCUUUGUACAAGUUUGGAUAUAAGCACACGAUUAAGGUAUUUUUAAGUAAAAAACUGGCUUUCUCUGUAUAUAUUUUGAGGAUUAUAUAAUAUUAGCUGAUAUAUGGGAUUCUCUUAUGCACAACUGGAUGAGUCUUGCCAAGCUGUACAAUCCGAUGACGGUGACUAUAAUGUAUGUUUUACUUUAGUGAUUCGGUCUGCCAGUAAUACAAAUGCUUCUACAUGUCUAGUACCAGCCGACACAGCAUGCUGUAAUAGCAACUCUAGCUUUGCACUGACGGAGAGAAUCCACAUAUUUAACACUAUUCAAAUAGAGUCUAUGCUACAGGCAUAUCCCAGUACAUGUGGGCUUUAUUGUGCUUUAUUAAAGCCCACAUAGGGAAGGCCCUAGCUGACAUCCAGCACUGUCACUUUAUUGAUUAGAGAUAUUAUUCUAUCAUUGCAAAGCGUCUACAGGUACUCUAAACAUAUAACUACUGAAUUUAAAGUUCCCUCUAGACCUCAUGUAUAUAUUAAAUAAUUAGUUUUUAGUCUCUGAGUUGAGUUUAACAUUGUUACUUCUUAAAGCCAAAAGUAUUUUUAGAAGAGGAGUAAAAGUCGUAGGACUUAAGAGUCAGCUCGAGUGUGUGUGUGUGUGUGUGUGUGUGUGUGUGUGUGUGUGUGUGUGUUUCACAGUGUCGAGGGGAACCAAGGACAUCACUGUUGCUGGGAAGACAUAAUCAUGAUUUAUUUAUGAAUUAAUUUAUUCAAAGAUCAUGUCUAACCGCCAGUUUCAGCCCUUUGGAUCAUGUACAGUGUAUUUUAAUGGAACGCUCUCCGCUCGUGGACGACGGAGCUGUACAAUGUACUGUACCUAAUAUAUAAUCUAAGUACUGGAAACUGACUUGAUGUUGUUUAUAUUUAAGAAUAGAACUUUAUAAUUUAUAAGUUUUGUAUAGUUUGGAAAGAGAUUUGUAUAUUGGUACAAACACGGUGGUGUUUUGACGAUGACGCAUGAGAGUCUUCAUCAGCGCUCCUGACAUGGCUGUAAGAAUCCCCUCGCGUGUUGAAUUAGUGAUGAGUCAUGGAUGUGAAACUUUCAGAUGAAAAAGGAAGUGCGUUCUGAUGGCACUCCACCCUUUGACUUUCACAACACAACGUUUCUUAAACACAGUGCUUUAACUCUUGUGCCAUCACUUGUCAUUUUGAGGCUUCAAAACCAACGCUUGUUGCCAUUCUCCUGCUUGUCUUUGAGCCAAAACAAAGAGCUUUGUCGACAGUAUUGCCACUCUGUUUCAGCAUGUGUACGAACAAAAAUGUGCAAGAUAUGUAUUUUUAUUUGAUGGGAAUUCUCACUGAGGUUUCUCAUGUUAAUAGAGUUGCUGGUUAAUUCAAAGCCUCCUCUGUAGGUGUUGAUGCUCCGCCUGCGGUCACCAGAGAGCGCUGUAGAGCCGCGUAACAUCUUCUCUGACUCUGAUCUCACACACUCAGUACAAAGGGGUUUGGGAAUAUUUUCAGGUAGCGAUAAAUACUGGUUGGUUUGCAUGCCUCUUUCAUAAUUCAGAUUAUUUUGUGUGUAAUUUUAAUGCAUUUCCAAGAUGAAAGGACACUCUUGAUUAUGCUGUACAUAUCAGAUGGGUAUGCUAUUAGAACACAGAUGUUGGAAUAACUUCUGAUGAGCAGUUAUAUUUGAGAUACUGUAUUUAGAAUGUAGGCCUACAACAGUUAGUUUUCAACUAAUUAAUGUCGUUUUAUGCUCAUGUCUUUAAUUGUCUGUAAAUCUUCAUUUUUGUUGAUGACGACCUCUGGGCAGAGGUCAGAGAGGGAUGAAGAUGUCGGCCUUGUUCCCAGUGGUCUUCUUGCAAUAAACUGAUUUACGUACACAAAUCACUUUCCCUGGACUGAUGACUUCAUCAUUAACUUCCUGUUUUAUUUGGACUGCAAGUUAUCAUAACAAUAAAGUAAGACACCUACAGUAUACUCAGAA
Cottoperca gobio is the source of this 4643-nucleotide messenger RNA. Its product is annotated as sodium/potassium/calcium exchanger 3-like. Lineage: Eukaryota; Metazoa; Chordata; Actinopteri; Perciformes; Bovichtidae. The transcript is spliced from 17 exons. Bases 291 to 2291 code for a protein of 666 amino acids. Gene Ontology annotation, molecular function: calcium, potassium:sodium antiporter activity; calcium channel activity. The record is from RefSeq and is a predicted model, not a curated record. Gene Ontology annotation, cellular component: plasma membrane. Gene Ontology annotation, biological process: calcium ion transmembrane transport; intracellular calcium ion homeostasis.